GACAACUCGACCGCUCGGCUAGUCGAGCGCGUCACGUCGCCGCGAGAGCCACGCGGGAUUCCCAGAUGUCUACGGUUCGUCACACCCGGCGACGCACACGCACGCAGCGGCCGCAGGCAGCCUGUCGGAAACUAGCGCAGCGAGCGCGUUCACCGAGGAGCGUCGCGCGGCCCGUCGGCCCCUACGCCCGUUCCCCGUGACGCCGCGGAAGCCCAGGCAUCGAAGAUGCGCAUCAUAUUCGUGAAAUUCCGCGAGAUAUCGCAGAGAUACCCGAUUGUUCGAGGCAUGGCGUCCUACUCGAUUAUAUGGCCGACCGCGAAUUUGUUGCAACAAAAGAUAAUGGGGAAGGAAGAGUUUAGUUACACCGAGGCCGUGCGUUUCUGUCUGUACGGAAGUCUUUACGUAGCGCCCACGCUGUACUGCUGGCUGAGAUGCGCGUCUUACUUCUGGCCGAAGGCGGAUUUGAAGUCUGCAAUCACUAAGGCUUUGGUCGAGCAAGUUACGUACAGCCCCGCAGCUAUGUGUUCCUUCUUCUUUGGCAUGAGCCUUCUUGAAUUAAAGCCAGUUUCGGAAUGCGUCGACGAGGUCAAAAUUAAGUUUUGGCCAACAUACAAGGUUGCCAUUUGCGUGUGGCCGAUUCUGCAAACCGUCAAUUUCUUUCUAAUCCCGGAACGUAAUCGCGUUGUGUAUGUCAGCGUAUGCAGUUUAGUCUGGACAUGUUUCCUCGCAUACAUGAAAUCGCUCGAGGCCAAGCGGAAGCAGAACGAGCUGGUGAACAUUAAUAAUGUUAAUCCCAAGAUGAUAAUGGAAAGUAAAGCGCAAACCAAUGAGAGAGCCAGUCAUAUGCAAAUUCCUCUACUACGAUGAUUGUUUUAGGAGAUUUAUAUGCUGUUAGAUUAAUUUGUACAUAGGACUUACAAUUGGAAGCUAUAUUUAUAUUUUAUACAAUAUGACGCGACUCACGUAUGUGUAAAUAUCUGUGAUAUUCACAGUACAAAAGUAUUACCUAUUUUUGCAGAAAUUUGCUAUGACAUUUAAUCAAUACAACUUAAUAAUAUUUAAAAAAAGAAUUGAAAGUACAUUUAAAUCCUUUUAAGUGAAAAUAUUACGAAUGACGGUAAUAUAUUUGGUUUACCCCAAUUGUUAAUAUAAUGAUAAUACUAGACAUAAAGAACAAUAAUAAAAUUUUUGACGAAAUUUAUCAGA
Vollenhovia emeryi is the source of this 1206-nucleotide messenger RNA. RefSeq names its product mpv17-like protein. The record is from RefSeq and is a predicted model, not a curated record. Lineage: Eukaryota; Metazoa; Arthropoda; Insecta; Hymenoptera; Formicidae. Gene Ontology annotation, cellular component: cytoplasm; membrane. Bases 226 to 867 code for a protein of 213 amino acids. The transcript is spliced from 4 exons.